Kalmanozyma brasiliensis GHG001 is the source of this 510-nucleotide messenger RNA. Its product is annotated as Complex 1 LYR protein. Lineage: Eukaryota; Fungi; Basidiomycota; Ustilaginomycetes; Ustilaginales. Gene Ontology annotation, biological process: iron-sulfur cluster assembly. The record is from RefSeq and is a predicted model, not a curated record. The coding region runs from base 1 to 510 and encodes 169 amino acids. The transcript has 2 exons. Gene Ontology annotation, cellular component: L-cysteine desulfurase complex; mitochondrion.
AUGUCGGUAGCCGCCCCAUCAAAGUCGCAGAUCUUGAAUCUGUACCGCCGAUACUUGAGGACAUCGCAGUCAUUUUCGUCGUACAACUUCCGCACAUACUUCCUGCGUCGGUCGCGCGACAUGUUCCGAUCGACGCUUCUGCCCGCCUCGCAAGCGGCGCAAUCAUCUCCCUUCUCCAAGCAGGGUUCGACCACCACGCCCGUUUCGCCCUCGACGUUGCUCUCACCGGAAACGAUUCGUCAGCCAGGGGGCUCGGAUGAGUCCAUCUCUGCAGCAUCGCUCACAGACACGGAAAAGCUGUCCAAGUUCUACCAGACCGCACUCGAGGAUCUCAAGGUGCUCCAAAGAUCGGCGCUCAUGAACCGCAUGUACGAGGGCGAGAAGCUGGUGGUGGAGAAGCCGAGGUUGAUCGUGGGAGGCGGUGGUGCCGGUGCAGAGGCGAGUGUGGGUGGUGGUGGUCAGCCUGUGGCAGGACCCCAGAGCAGCGGUGGCGCGCCUCCCAGUGGUUAG